Messenger RNA from Melospiza georgiana, 579 nucleotides. Its product is annotated as alanine and glycine-rich protein-like. Bases 1 to 579 code for a protein of 192 amino acids. Lineage: Eukaryota; Metazoa; Chordata; Aves; Passeriformes; Passerellidae. The transcript is spliced from 2 exons. The record is from RefSeq and is a predicted model, not a curated record.
AUGUGCGCCCGGCGGCGGGAGGCGGCGGCGGAGGGGCCACGACGGCGGCGGCUGCUGCUGCUGCCCUGCUGCUAUAGCUCCGCCGCGGCGGGCCCGGCGACCAGGAGCCGCUGCGUCAAUGUAACGGCGGGGACGGGGGGCGGAGGGGACGGGGAGGACGAGGGGGGACGCUGGGUGGCAUUUCCACGCCGCGCGUGGCCGGGGGGAGAGGGGGGCGGCCCCCGCGCUAAACCGGCCCCCGUGGCUCGCCCCGCGCCGCCGCGCGUGGCACGGAGCGGCCGCCGCUGCCUGCGAGCGCCGCCGCCGCUGCGAGGUAAGGCCAGGGCGGCCGCGGGGCGCUCGGUGCCCCCCCGAGCCGUGGGUGCCCGGGGACGGGGGGCGCGCUCCGGGGAGGGGGCGCGGCGGCGGCGGCUGGUUCUGGUCCCGGUCCCGGUCCCGCGGGCGGCUGUCCCGGGAGCAGCGCAGGCGGGCUGGCCGCGGGUGCUGGCGCGGCUCCGCAUCGCUCCUUUGUCUGGCGGCGGCGGGCCCGGGCUCCGCUCCGCUCCGGCGGGCGGCUGCGGAGGGCGGCUGGCGCGGUAG